This is a messenger RNA of Lolium rigidum, 1267 nucleotides long. Its product is annotated as meiotic recombination protein SPO11-2. The record is from RefSeq and is a predicted model, not a curated record. Gene Ontology annotation, cellular component: nuclear chromosome. NCBI's taxonomy places the organism in Eukaryota, Viridiplantae, Streptophyta, Magnoliopsida, Poales, Poaceae. Bases 1 to 1155 code for a protein of 384 amino acids. Gene Ontology annotation, molecular function: DNA topoisomerase type II (double strand cut, ATP-hydrolyzing) activity; DNA binding; ATP binding. The transcript is spliced from 11 exons. Gene Ontology annotation, biological process: reciprocal meiotic recombination; meiotic DNA double-strand break formation; meiotic DNA double-strand break processing.
AUGGCGGAGACGGACGUGGCGGCCGCGUCGCUCUUCGGCGCCGACCGCCGUCUCUGCUCCGCCGACGUCCUCUCUCCCCCCGAGGUCAGGGCAAGGAUCGAGGUGGCGGUGCUCAACUUCCUCGCCGCUCUGUCGUCUCCAUCUUCUCCGUCCAUCUCCAUUCUCCCCCUGAUUUCCCGGAAGUCUGCCAACUGCAGCCUGCGCAGCGGCUUGCUGAGUGACGUUUCGUCAGUUUAUCUGUCCUACGCCUUCUGCAAGAGGUCACUGAUGAGAGAAAAUGACGCCAAGGCAUUCGUGAGAGUAUGGAAGGUCAUGGAGAUGUGCUACAAGAUCUUGGGUGAGGGGAAGCUAGUCACCCAGAGGGAGUUGUUCUACAAGCUACUAUCUGACUCGCCCAAGUACUUCAGUUGCCAGCGUCAUGUCAACCAAAGCAUUCAAGAUGUUGUUUCGUUGCUCCGUUGCACAAGGCAGAGCUUAGGAAUCAUGGCGUCAAGUAGAGGGGCACUGAUUGGACGGCUUGUGUUGCAUGAGCCGGAGGAAGAACGUAUUGACUGUUCCAUUCUUGGACCUUCUGGGCAUGCCAUUACUGGAGAUCUGAACGAACUGGGAAAAUUAAAUUUGCAUUCGGAUGCCCGAUAUCUCAUUGUAGUGGAGAAGGAUGCCAUAUUUCAGAGGCUGGCUGAAGACCGCUUAUAUAAUCAGCUUCCAUGUAUCAUCAUCACUGCAAAAGGAUAUCCUGACAUCGCCACAAGGUUCAUCUUGCAUCGACUGAGCCAAACUUUUCCAAAUAUGCCAAUUUUUGCAUUAGUGGACUGGAACCCUGCAGGGCUUGCCAUACUGUGCACAUACAAAUACGGAAGCAUAUCAAUGGGGUUGGAAUCGUACAGAUAUGCUUGCAAUGUAAAAUGGCUUGGCCUACGAGGAGAUGAUCUGCAACUUAUCCCUCAGAGUGCGUUCCAAGAGCUGAAGCCUCGUGAUUUGCAGAUCGCCAAAAGCUUGCUGUCCUCUAAGUUUUUGCAGGAGAAGCACAGGGCGGAGCUGACACUGAUGGUUGACACUGGCAAGCGUGCCGAGAUCGAAGCUCUCUAUUGCCACGGAUUCGAUUUCCUGGGGAAGUACAUCGCUAAGAAGAUUGUGCAGGGAGAUUACAUUUGACAAAUAAUGCAGUGUAGCGGUGCUUGUCUGUCUAGUUUUCUCUCUGGUGGAAUGGUGGUUGCAUGACACUCUGCCCCAGUUUUUCUUCAACACGAUGCUGCUGGGAUAUUGU